This is a messenger RNA of Syngnathus typhle (broad-nosed pipefish), 3043 nucleotides long. Its product is annotated as early endosome antigen 1-like. The record is from RefSeq and is a predicted model, not a curated record. The coding region runs from base 1144 to 1992 and encodes 282 amino acids. Gene Ontology annotation, biological process: endocytosis. The transcript has 9 exons. Gene Ontology annotation, cellular component: early endosome. Lineage: Eukaryota; Metazoa; Chordata; Actinopteri; Syngnathiformes; Syngnathidae. Gene Ontology annotation, molecular function: metal ion binding; 1-phosphatidylinositol binding.
GUUUGCAAACACAUCCGUUAGACACAUAUAAUCAUAUCAAUUUAAUUUCUAGUAGUAGUGUGGUCGCUUAAUAAGUGGAAAGGAAUGUGCAGGCUACAUGAAUUUGUUUUCUUCAAAGUAUUGUGGAACAGGAGGUCCAGAAAGGGAGCAUAUCUCAAGGCCGAUGGGAACGCGAAAAACAACUCGUCUUUGUGGUCCAGACACCUGUGCUGAGCAAGGGAAAACCCAAACGAGGAGGAGAUGACCAUCGACCAUCGACCAAUCAGCACACAACCUUUUGCAUGUUUGAAUAUUCAUAUUGUGUUUCUUUAAAACUGGGCAACCCGGAAGACUGUGUCGUCUUUCUGGUCACGAAGCCACACGGGUUUUUGUGGUAAGGACCCAAGACCCAGGCGCCUGUAUUAGCUUGCUUUGUCACGAUUAAACAAUUGGUAAAUUCAGUCUGAUUGAUCUACUGGUCUUGUCUUUGACAGAACGAACUCGCAAAAUUGUUAGGUGCGCCAGUGUGUGGAUUAGAACAUAGCAAUUCUUGUGUUAAGUGUUGAUCACAAUUUGGAGUCAGAUCAAUAGCUAAAAUCCGUAUCCUAACACGCCGUACGACAUGGGUUUUUCGCUUUCCAAAUAAGGGGUCGUCACUAAUUAUUUGUGUUUAGAUAAAUGUCUGAGCUAUAAUGGUGUAAUUAAUGAUUAAAACUUGAAAGUAUCUGUUUAUUGUAUUCGUUUAUAUGUUUAAUAAAGACAAAGCCAUCACAAAACUGUUGUAAUUAUUUAGAUUUUGAUCUAAAUUAGCCUUGAAUAAAGACUAAGCAGUCACAUGAAUUAACAGAAAAAAAUGGACAGCCGGACUCGGACUCAUGGCCAAGAGGCCGGACUCGGACUCGGUGCAAAAAUCCGACCGAGUCCUCAGCCCUGCUGUGUACUCUCAUGUAGUUUGUAGUUCGCCACCAACCAACGAUCCACUAGUUCGGUGCGUUUGUAUUUCUAGACAGGACUUGUGUAGUCCACUGUACAGUCCCUCCAAGGACCCGCCCCUUCUCUGUUUUUCUCUGCCUGGUCUUGGUCAGGUGUCUGUGGUACAGCGACGCAAACGUUCCGUCUGGGAAACCGAUUCAGGUUCGUGUUGGGACAAACGCUGAGAAGGCCAUGCUCAGACGGAAUUUACAAAUGAUUCCUGGAAUAGGAGGCGGUCAGAAUGCAGAGUCGGAGCAGCCCACCACAGACGUUAGCCACGAGCAGACCUCUGAGGGCUUCAUCUGUCCUCAAUGCAUGAAGUCCCACAGCUCAGCAGAGGACUUGUCCAAGCAUUAUGAGCUGUUCCACGACACUGGAGACCUUCCUGCUCAUGUGGCCCCCACUAGGGAAGACCGAUCAAGGUUGCGACAAGAGGUCCAGGACCUUCAUACAUCGGUUAAGAAUGACGGACAGAUGAGCUCAGAGGAUUCAGUACUAGAAAUGAAGUUAAAGGGAUCUGAGACGGUGGCCCGGCUGGCCGCAGAGAUAGUAGAUAUAAAGUCCCGUUAUGACAAAGAGAAGAGUUUAAGGGAAGCUGCUGACCAGAAGACUGAGCUGCUUCAGCAAGAGAAUGAGAAACUCCAGACUGAACUGCAAGCCACAGAUGAGCAGGUGGCCACCCUGAGGCGCAAAGUUGACGACACGACGGCAGCCAUGCAGGAGCUGGGCCGAGAGAACCAGUCCCUCCGGGUUAGUGAGCCACAGAGCCUACCUUUUCAGAGAAGAGCUGCUUCAUAUUUGCUGCGUUUGGUUCUUACGAUUAAGCAGUCCCAGAGUCUUGCCAGGAAAUGGGCAGAGGAUCACGAGGUGCGGAACUGCAUGACGUGUCACAAAGGCUUCUCUGUCACUGUCAGGAAGCAUCACUGCAGACAGUGCGGAAAGAUUUUCUGCGCCGAGUGUUCGUCAAGGAAGGCCUUGAUGCCGUUCUCCACAAAACCCGUGCGGGUUUGCGAGACGUGUUUUGAGGAGCUGCAAGGCUGAGUCAACUCUCAAGGCAAAAACAUGGGAUUUCAUGAAUCGGUUCAUUUUUGUGCAGCUUUUGACACCUCUGAUGGCUGAUCAGUUACUGCAUGUUGCCUUUGUGUGGCAGCCCAUUUGUGUGUGCGUGCGCACGUUUAUCUGUUGACAUUGUUGUAUAUGAUGACCAAAGAAUGUGAGGAGAGGAAAAACUCAAGUUUCAUGUUUCAGUUAAAUCAUCUUGUCAAGUUCAGUUCUUAACACAGCACUGCACGCCGUGGCUGACAUUCUUUUAUCGUGCCACAUUUCUAUUGUGCGUGUUAAUGUCUUUAAAAGAGGUGGUGCUUGUUUUUUUUCAUGUUCUUUUGUUUGCGAGUGUGGGUUAAGUGUCAGGAUGCACAUUGCACGACCUGCAGACUUUAAUGCUCAAUUUAUGUCUCGCGCUUGUAAGAAUUGAAAUCUUUAUUUAAGUUAUGACUCCACUUGUCAAUCAUUCGUUAGUUCUUUUAAGCACUGAAGCAGGCUGCAAAAACGUAUUACAAAAAAUGUAUAUUUUGGCAUCACGCUCCAACUUAGAAUAUUUCACAACCGGUUCCUUUUUGUCUACCUCAAAUGGGUAGGGGAAGGGGAGCUUUAUGUCAACCUUCAAGACGUCAUGUCAUAUAGACUGCAGUACCUAAUCCUAUUCAUAGCUCCCUUUCUCAUUGUAGUGCUACUACAAGAGUCAGCAUUUCUGUCCCUGAAAGGAAACGUCAAAUUGAGCUGGUGCAGUAUUAGUAUUUUUUUUUAACCAAGCACCACCACAGACUUGUAGAUUAGACACUCUGUCAUUCUUUUCGUUCUUCCAGUCUGCUGUCAAACAUGUUAAGCAGCAAAACAAUGUCUCGUGGUAUGAAGGGUUUGAUUUGAUGGUUGUGGGUGAAGGUUUAUGCCUUCACGCACUGUUACCUUUGUUUAGGUGGGCCAACAUGUAUUAAAUAGUGAUAAGAAAUAUUUUGUAAUGCACACUCACUUGAAUCAGUUCAUUUUCUAAUUCCUGGCAAUGAAAAACGUAAAUAAAACAUUCAUAAUUCUG